Molecule: messenger RNA, 420 nt
Organism: Strongylus vulgaris
Lineage: Eukaryota; Metazoa; Nematoda; Chromadorea; Rhabditida; Strongylidae
Source: the annotation of a GenBank genome assembly
GUCAUCCGUGUUAUGAGUUGUACCGUUGUUAUCAUUUACGAAGUACUAAGUGUCUUUUUUAUCAUAAAGACUAUGUAUGCUAUCACAAAGCUUGCUUAUAUAAAGGCUCAAAAGUUUUGGAAAGAAACAGGAUUGGUAGUUUUUGUAGCCAUCGAUUGCCUCCUUGGUGCGGUUGAUUGCAUCUAUGAAACUGCUGAUCUAUUCGGCUUCAAAAGUAGUAGCAACCCAGUUUUCCAAUAUAUUAAUGGAAAUUACGCUCUUCUUCUAUUUCUUAUUGUAUCGAUGAAUUCCUACAGUAUCACGUUUUUGAGUGGCGAAGUACGAGCAGAGUUUGUCAAAUUCUUGUUAUGCUGGCGAAAAAAGGCGCCACAAAAGCGUAUCGCAUUUUCUUCAUCUCCAUCUCGUAUAGAUGCAAGUUAA